Molecule: messenger RNA, 1752 nt
Organism: Ilex paraguariensis (yerba mate)
Lineage: Eukaryota; Viridiplantae; Streptophyta; Magnoliopsida; Aquifoliales; Aquifoliaceae
Source: the annotation of a GenBank genome assembly
AUGGGUGGAAGAAGCCGGCCUCCUGAUUCUUCAAAAAUGGCCGAACAGCCUACUGAGAAGAAGAAAGGUCUUGGCGAGUGGAUGAACUUGAUAAAGCCUGUCAAUGAAGAAAAAGAUCAUUGGAUUCCUGAUGAAGCAGCUACCAAGUGCACUGCUUGUGGGACAGAUUUCAGCGCAUUCGUACGUAAGCAUCAUUGCAGGAAUUGCGGAGAUAUAUUCUGUGACAAGUGCACCCAUGGCAGAAUCGCACUCACAGCUGAUGAGAAUGCUCCUCAAGUUAGAGUUUGUGAUCGAUGCAUGGCAGAAGUUACUCAGCGGUUGAGCAAUGCUAAAGAAGCAGCCAGCAGAUUGGCUGGAUUGCAGAGUCAUGAGGAUCUUGCCAAGAAGCUUCAGGUGUCUUACGUCUCAAAAUUUUCUUUUGGCAUCAUUUUGUUUCCUUUGAUAUUUCAUGUAUACCUGAUAGGCUAAUCCUCUAGGGUCAUUAUUUUUUUCUUCAUAGUUUUCAAAAUGUUGAGUGUAUGUAUAUGAGAUAUCUUUUCUUGAUUGAUGUUGGAGGCAUAUAUUUGCCAGAAAUUUUCUUUCAUGGGAAUUGCUUUAUUGUUGCUUUUUCUUCUUUUCUUUACAUUGGCUUUGUCUUCUUACCCUUCCCUUUACUUCGUAGGAGUUUCUUUUAUUUAUUUAUUUAUUUUUAGGGGAAUCCUUCUUGUAUCUUCCAAUCAGCUCAUAUAACAUCUGGUUUCUCAUUACUUUUGGCUUUUGUCCUAGUAUGUUAUCUGUAGUUUCUAACAAAGCCACGGUUGCUGGUUUGUGUUAGGCUGCCCUUCUAUCUGGAAUUUUUACAAUGAACUCGAGGUGUGAAGUAGAUUCUUGUGGAUUUGACUGAAUUGGAGAGAGAGAGACAGAUGUUAAUGCUAGAAAAACUGUCAGUUUGUGCAGACAUGGUGCCUUCAUGCUUUUAGGUUUAGUUUGUUUAUACAUGCUUCUUGCAACUAAGUUUGCCAACUAAUGUGGAUCUAUUGGUGUUUUCUGAUGAUGCCAGGCGAUGUGUAUUUCUUCCGUGUUCACAAUAAUAGCCAUUUUGAAUUCGUCCCAUUCUUACAAUAGUAGAAUUUCAUUGACUUUGGUCUAACUGUUUUUUAUUUUUAAACUUUUUUAUAAUUCAUGAUGUUUGUGGACACUAGAUAGAUCUAUGUAGCUUUUUCGAUGAGUUCUGAGUAGCACCCUAUUUUUGUUUGUAGUUGAUCUGAUGUUUGUCAUUUUUUACAGGAAGAGAUGGAGAGAAAUCGCAAGGCAUCAACAGGCUCCAAGUCGGAGGGAUCUGGUAGGCGGAUGAAAGAGGUUGCCUGUCCUACUUGUACAGUUCAUUUGCAGGUUCAAGUUCCCAACUCCGGUUCUGAGACCAUAGAGUGUGGGGUUUGCCAAAAUCCUUUCAUUGUAAGCGGCCAUUGAUGUGUUCCUCGAUAAAAGGCGACAUAUAUUUGAUUUGCAAUUUGUGAAAUUCAAUAUCUUACCUGUAAUGCUUUUUGAUGCUAAUAAUUUGGGUCGGUAUGGAAUCUUCCCUUUGGUUUGAUUUAUUAACUUCUUGUAGCUAUCUCAUCUGUUUUAGAUUUGGUGGUUGUAUAUGAAAGUUGGUGCUUCUGUUAGUGGGGUGAUGCUUUUAUGUACAUGCAUGCCUGUGUAUUUAAAAUGGAACUCUUGGGGGUUUCAAUGUAUACAUUUCUUGGGAAAGUGUGCCGAAUAUAUAUUCUUUUU